Molecule: messenger RNA, 5130 nt
Organism: Phalacrocorax carbo (great cormorant)
Lineage: Eukaryota; Metazoa; Chordata; Aves; Suliformes; Phalacrocoracidae
Source: RefSeq, a predicted model, not a curated record
GGGGGGCGGUGCGGGCUGCGGCGGCAGUGGCUGCGGCGGGGACGCAGCGCUCCGCUCCCGCAGGAAGCGGCCCGGGGCGGGGGCGGCCGCUCGCAGCCAUGCCGGGCCCGGGGCGCUGAGCCUGCCCCCCCCGGCCCCCCGCCGCCCCCCGGGCCCCCCGCCGCCCCGCACAAUGGAGGAGGAGAGUGUUAAGCAGAGUUCCCGCUCCUCUGAGGCAGCAGAAGAUGAAAAGGACCAGCGUACAGUGACAGUCAACCCCUCUCACAUGAGAAAGGCAUUCAAGGUCAUGAAUGAAUUACGGAGCAAGCGGCUCCUCUGUGAUGUGGUGAUUGUGGCCGAAACCGUGGAGAUGGAAGCCCACCGCGUGGUCCUUGCGGCCUGCAGCCCUUAUUUUUGUGCGAUGUUUACAGGAGACAUGUCUGAAAGUAAAGCCAAGAAGAUUGAGAUAAAAGAUGUUGAUGGGCAAACCCUGAGGAAGCUGAUUGAUUACAUCUACACUGCUGAGAUCGAGGUCACAGAAGAGAAUGUGCAGGUUUUGUUGCCAGCUGCUAGUUUGUUGCAACUGAUGGAUGUUAGGAAAAACUGCUGUGACUUUCUUCAGUCCCAGCUGCAUCCCACGAACUGCCUUGGAAUCCGAGCUUUUGCCGAUGUGCACGCGUGUACUGAACUGCUGCAGCAGGCAAAUGCCUACGCAGAGCAGCACUUUCCUGAGGUGAUGCUAGGAGAAGAAUUUCUUAGCCUUAGUCUGGACCAGGUUUGCAGUUUAAUAUCAAGUGACAAGCUCACAGUCUCCUCUGAAGAAAAGGUCUUCGAAGCGGUUAUUUCUUGGAUAAAUUAUGAGAAGGAAUCUCGCUUAGAGCACAUGGCUAAACUGAUGGAGCAUGUUCGCCUACCCCUUUUGCCCAGAGAUUAUCUCGUACAGACAGUUGAAGAAGAAGCUUUAAUCAAGAAUAACAACACCUGUAAAGACUUCCUUAUCGAGGCCAUGAAGUAUCAUUUGCUUCCUCUGGAUCAAAGGCAACUGAUAAAGAAUCCCAGAACUAAGCCAAGGACUCCCGUUAGCCUGCCAAAGGUGAUGAUCGUGGUAGGUGGGCAAGCGCCCAAAGCCAUUCGCAGUGUGGAGUGCUAUGAUUUUGAGGAGGAGCGGUGGGAUCAGGUUGCUGAGCUUCCCUCAAGGAGAUGCAGAGCAGGUGUGGUAUUUAUGGCUGGCAAUGUUUAUGCUGUCGGGGGCUUUAACGGAUCUUUGAGGGUACGGACGGUGGAUGUGUACAAUGGUGUGAAGGACCAGUGGACGUCCAUAGCCAGCAUGCAGGAAAGGCGAAGCACUUUAGGCGCAGCUGUGCUCAAUGAUCUCCUGUAUGCAGUGGGCGGCUUUGAUGGCAGCACUGGUCUGGCAUCAGUUGAGGCCUAUAGCUAUAAAACCAAUGAAUGGUUUUUUGUGGCUCCCAUGAACACAAGAAGAAGCAGUGUUGGAGUUGGAGUUGUCGAGGGUAAGCUCUAUGCUGUGGGGGGUUAUGAUGGAGCGUCCCGUCAGUGCCUUAGUACCGUCGAGCAGUAUAACCCAGCCACGAACGAAUGGACCUACGUAGCCGACAUGAGCACUCGACGCAGCGGUGCAGGUGUUGGUGUUCUCAGUGGGCUGCUGUACGCUACCGGGGGGCACGAUGGUCCCUUAGUAAGGAAGAGUGUGGAAGUCUAUGAUCCAGGAACAAACACCUGGAAGCAAGUAGCAGACAUGAAUAUGUGUAGAAGAAAUGCAGGUGUGUGUGCGGUGAAUGGUCUCCUCUAUGUGGUGGGAGGAGAUGAUGGUUCCUGUAAUUUGGCCUCGGUGGAAUACUACAACCCCAUCACGGACAAGUGGACGUUAUUGCCAACCAGCAUGAGCACGGGGAGAAGUUAUGCAGGUGUGGCUGUGAUUCACAAACCGUUGUGACACAUGAUCAAGCCGACGGGAGGAGCAGAAGUGAAGUGGAUCCAGCUAGGUGGUGUUGCAAAGAUGACUGACCUCUGACUUGACCCAUCUCGUUGCUGUUAACGUCUUAGCAUGACAAGUGAUACGUUACAAACAUCAUCUGCUCUGCGGUGGAUUGUGUAGCGAAGCGAAAAUCCCUCUGGGGACACGUUCCAUGCUAGACACGAGGUGUUGCUUGUUAUCUGUGGUGCAAUCAACCGUUCUUCUCAAUGGCUAGCGUCCUGAGAUAAACACUGUGCUUGAACUGCAGGCACUGAAUUUCUUUUGUGAAACAAAACUGCUACGUUUGGGCAUGUGAGUAAAAUCAAACACUUCUGGAUUUCUUCACUACUGAUGCUCCGUGCACAUAAUCAGUUGAACUGUUUACUCACUGUGCCUAGAGGGUGGACUUUACUACUGGCAGUGGAAAUGUCUGAGUACCAACUGAGAAAACAGCAGAAAAAGACUGGAACAGGGUGCUCUGGCUUGAGUGUGACGCUGUCUCAGUCAUACAUUUGUCUAUGCCACUGGACUGCUGUAUGUAUCCCUGAAAUGCUUGUCGUACGGUGGAAAUAAAUACCAUGCGAUUUUUCUACUUGCCAUGAAUGCUGUUUGCUGUACGUGAUGGGACCUGCUGGGCAGUGCCUUCCCUGGGGCUGCAGUCUCAGCACCUGAACCAUGCAAAACUUUGCCAACCCCACAAAACAUGUGCUGCUCCGAUGGGGUUUAUUGCUCCUGUGAAACAAAUGUUGCUUGACUAGAAAGUAUUCCCAACCCGUGCAUUUCAGCUGUGCUGAAAGCCCCAGUUCUAGCCCUGUCCAGCAUCUCAAUGCCAUUUCAUAAUAGAGCAUUCAGAUGUUAAGAAAUACCUUAUGGUGCCAUUAAUGUAGAGACAUUACAUAUGGCAAGGACCCUCUGUCACCCAUGCUGUUAUUAAUGAGCAAGGUAAAAUACCUGCAGUGUUUUAAUGCUACCUGCAGUGUUUUAAUGCUUUCUGCGUGCAGAGAUUAACUAAUAAUCACUGUCGCUGUAAUUGCUAUUUUAAUCUUGCCCAUACUGAAGGCGUUCCUUUAUUAGUACGAAGAAUUCAUAAGAUUACUCCAAGCAGACAAAUCUAGAUCCAGCUGGAAUGUAGCUGCCUUGCUUACAUCCCGAAUUCCUAAAGCUUUCUGUUUAAGAUGAUGUUUGACUUUAAAAUACCUUUUUGUGUCUCCUUGUGAGCUCUGGAAUGCUUCUGCAUACUGGGCUGGACUCCCAACAGGUCCCCACCUAAGGGGAACUAAUGAAGAAAAAUACUUUUUCUCUCCUUUUUUGUUGUUUGAUUGGUUUUUGGUUGUGUUUUCUUUUUUUUUUUGUUUUUCCCUCUGUAGAUCAGCUGAGGCUUUUUGUAGCGGGCAGCUGGCCUGUGGGACAGAAUCUGCCCAUGUUACUGUUGAGCUCCAGCACGUACCGCUGCUGUUCUGCUGGUUUCUUUCUCCACGGAUCUCCUAUCAAGAAGACUCCAUGUAACCUUCUACAGUAGAAAAGAAAAAUACUUAAAUUUAUUUCAGAGGGCUCUAAGGCUACAUCACCUUGUGCAGCUUUUGUAAAGGAGUGGGUUACUUGUGUAAAUAAGUAGAUUUUUAGUGCUGGAGUUGACAUGGUCCUUGUAAGAUGGGUGCCUGUUCACUGUGGGGGAAGCAGCACCUACCUUUGCUGUGUUACCUCCCACAGAGGGGGCUCACCUUCCCGGGGAACAUUAGGUAGCACCCACUCCUCUCUGGAUGCUCUUGUUUUUACAAACAAAAGCAAACUGUCCAAAGAAAUGGCAGUAUUAUUCUUGAUGUCUGUCCUUCCAUUGUAUGUCAGCUCAGAGGUCUUGAAAAUAAUAAUAAUAAUAAAAAAAUUAGUCUUAUCUAUAAUACCCCUUAAACCUUUUGCUUUGAGUUCUACAAUCUGCAGUGAAACGUGCCAAAAUACCAUAUGACAUGCUGCUCUUUCACGAGGUGUUGCUUGCUGUAAAAGCUAUUGAGGCUGGUAGGAGCAUAUCCCUGACUGCGGCUGCCUUCAGGUCAGAGUCCUGAGAUGUGUCUUUACAGUGAUAUAAGCAAGACGACGCCUUGGUUUGGGCUGACUCAAAUUCACUUCCCCAAAAGCAAACACCAAAAGGUGUUUCCCUUCCAUGCAGCCUGUGGGAAUAAAGGAUAAAAUGGGACAGGCAAAGCGUUCUGGUCAGAGUUAGCAUCUCUCGUCAGGGUGAGACGACUGGACAAGGGUGGGCAUUUGGGCACACACGGCCCUCGCUAGGCUGGUACAGACGCAGGGAACGUAAAGCUAAGUAACUGCUGUGUAGUCCAGCUGCAGCUCAAUAGCUGGAAGCGGUUACCGACUGACCUCUCACUCGUAGCGUUGCUGGAGUGAAGGCAAAUAUUAGCCAGAGACUAGGAAUUUAUGUGGGCUAGAGAUAAAAACUAGUAAUUAGUGCUAGAAAGAUGCAAGUUUGAAAUUUUUGCUGUUUGUCAGACGUUGUAAAAGGUGAAUUAACCUGAAAGAUGGAUAAUUUUUCCCCUGACAUAUAUCUCUCUAUAAACCUUCCUUGCUUGUAAGGAAAAGAGGUUUUGCUGUUUUUCUGCUAUUGUAAAAUGGCAUUUCUGCCCUCUGCUGGCCCAGACCUGCGGCUUGCUGGACAGGGCUAGGACUUGCAGCCCUUGCCGGGGAUGAGGGACGGUGUUCCUGGCUGCAGCCACUUCUCGAUGGCAAAUGACACGUUUCUUUCUUUCCUUCUCAAACGUUGCAGUGUUAUGCAAGUCAAGUGACCUCGUUUUCCAGCUAUGCAAUAUGAACAACCGUAACGCGUGACAAACCAGCUGUAUCCCCCCCUCCUCGAAAUGCUUUCUGAAUUUGUCUGUCUUUGGCGUGUGGUUUCAUGUUUGUAUUGUUAAUUCUGAGCACCUGAGCCGGAUCCUUUAAAGAUUGCCUUUUUCUAGGACUGAAAACGUAGCGUUAGUGCUAACAAAUUUUACUGUAAAUAUUUUUAUAAGACAAUUUUAAAUAAUUUUUUGGAUUGCUUUUUAUGGUCAUCAAUGACACUUCUGUUAAAUUCUGGAUCUAAUUCUUACGCUCCAAUGCGGUUUUUGCUGGCCACGAUGUAGGUGUGAAUCCUUAUGUUUUCUGCACAAGAAAUUAAAUGUUGUAACUAA